AACGAAAACGCCACACCACUCCUUUCCCUUCCCACCCUCCACCUAUAAAAGCCCUUGCACCACUUCACUCCCAUCACAACCAAGCAUUGAUUCAUUUCCAUUAAAAGAGAAAGAAAAAAAAAUAAAAAGAAAUUUUACAAAAAUGCCUUCCUCUUCCACCACCAUAGUCUCCAAAUGCGUGAUCCACCCCGACUCGAAAUCAAACAUGAAACCCUUGAGACUCUCUGUUUCUGACCUUCCAAUGUUGUCAUGUCACUACAUCCAAAAGGGCGUGUUACUCACCGCCCCGCCCUCCUCUUUUGACGACUUAAUACUUUCUUUUAAACACACUCUUUCUAUCGCGCUCUCUCACUUUCCCGCUCUCGCGGGAAGGUUUGAGACCGAUUCCAACGGUUACGUUAAUAUUGUAUGCAACGACGCUGGCGUUGAUUUUAUUCAUGCUAAAGCAAAACACCUGACUUUAAACGCCGUCGUUUCGCCGUCCCUCGUUGAUGUUCACCCUUGCUUCAAGGAGGAGUUUUUUGCUUACGACAUGACUAUCUCCUACGCCGGCCACAACACACCCCUCGCCGCCGUCCAGGUGACGGAACUCGCCGACGGAGUUUUCGUCGGCUGCACCGUCAACCACUCCGUCACCGACGGCACCUCGUUUUGGCACUUCUUCAACACCUUUGCCGCCGUCACCAAAGGCGGCGCCGCCAAAAAAGUCCUCCGAGCACCGGACUUUACUCGCGACACCGUCUUCAACUCCGCCGCCGUCCUCACCGUCCCCUCCGGCGGCCCCGCCGUCACGUUUGACGUAAACCAGCCACUCCGGGAACGCGUCUUCCACUUCUCCCGCGAAGCAAUUCAGAAACUCAAGCAAAGAGCCAACAACACCGUCAACAACGAACUAACGGAAGUUAUGGGAAAACAAGUAAACGACGGUUGGAAAAUCGUUAACGGUAACGGAAAAAUUAACGGUAACGGAAGAAACGAGAUCUCGUCGUUUCAGUCGUUAUCAGCUCAGCUCUGGCGAGCGGUGACACGUGCGAGGAAAUUCAACGACCCAGCAAAAACGUCGACGUUUCGGAUGGCGGUGAAUUGCCGCCACCGUCUAGAGCCAAAGAUGGACGCGUUGUACUUCGGCAAUGCGAUCCAGAGCAUCCCGACGGUGGCUACCGUCGGAGAAAUCCUCUCGCGCGAUCUGCGCUUCUGCGCAGAUCUUCUGCACCGUAACGUCGUCGCGCACGAUGACGCUACGGUGCGCCGCGGCAUAGAGGAUUGGGAGAGCGCGCCGAGGCUGUUUCCCCUCGGAAACUUCGACGGCGCGAUGAUCACCAUGGGAAGCUCUCCACGUUUUCCCAUGUACGACAACGACUUCGGUUGGGGUAGACCUGUUGCGAUUCGGAGUGGGAAAGCGAACAAGUUCGACGGAAAGAUUUCCGCGUUUCCAGGGAGAGAGGGAAACGGCAGCGUCGAUUUGGAGGUCGUUUUGGCCCCGGCCACCAUGGCGGGGCUCGAAAACGACAUGGAGUUUAUGCAAUACGUAACGCAGGUCGUUUGAAUAAGUUUGUUCAUUAAGUUGCUGCACAGUAGUAGUGAUAGUGAAAACUCGACGAGGGAGUGAAAAAAAAAUAUAAGUCGGUGAUGAAAUUAAGGACAGGGAAGGUGGGUGAUUGCACGACAAUAGUACCAUGGGGUGUGGGCGUCGUUUUGUGUUGGUCAAAGGUCAAACGUUCGCAGGGUGGGGUCUCAGUGUUUUUUUUAUCUAAGGCUGUGUUUGGGUGUUUCGGUGGUUGGCCCUACUGAUAUAAUGGUUUUCUGAACGUGAUUCCGGGGAGGUUUUUCAGGUGACCAAUACUAGGACGAAAUGAUAAUAAAUAAAUAAUAAUAUGGAUGAUGAUGACGAUGAUGAAAAAUGGAAAUUGGAAAAUAAAAGGAAAAUAUGUUGAAGCCAAAAUAGGCUUUUGGAAUUUGGAGUUUUCGUUUAGCUGUUUUGUAAAGUGUUCGUUCUGUGUUACUUUUUCCUUUAUAUAAUUUAAUUAUUAUAUUAUUAUUUUCAUUUGAGAA
This is a messenger RNA of Glycine soja, 2052 nucleotides long. RefSeq names its product BAHD acyltransferase DCR-like. Bases 143 to 1546 code for a protein of 467 amino acids. The record is from RefSeq and is a predicted model, not a curated record. The transcript has a single exon. NCBI's taxonomy places the organism in Eukaryota, Viridiplantae, Streptophyta, Magnoliopsida, Fabales, Fabaceae.